UUAAUUUUCAAUGAAAGGACUUGUGCUUUAUCUAAAAGAAUACACGAAAGUGUCGAGCAUUCACGGGGUGCGUUAUUUGGGCCAAAAACGCACCAAAGAGGAAAAAGUCGUGUGGACUGUAUUUUUGUGCAUAAUGUUUGUGAUAGGCCUAUUUCUGCUGCUGUCCGUGUGGAAAAAAUACGAACGCAACCCGACCGUUUUGGAGAUGGAUCAAACCAAAACCUCCAUUUACAACAUACCCUUUCCGGCCGUAUCGAUUUGUCCGUUGGUGCAGAAUACAUUCGACGAUUACCAAAGGUACAUAGAAAUCAACGAAAGAGCUCAAUUACACAUAAAUUUGACUAAAAAGGAAUUGACGGAGUACUUGUAUUGGUCCAUACUAUUGGAACACUCUGAAGCUUAUAUUGCAGCUAAUGUUGAAGAACUUGCUGUAGAUCUCAUCGAGUUCAUAAAAUUCGCGCAAGAAAAACUUCCAAAUCCAUUUGAAAACAUGUACUGCGUUCUCAACGACAAGGUUUACGAUAACUGUUUCGACCUGUUCACCCCGAUAAUAACGGAGCUCGGUUUGUGCUACACCUUCAACAUGCUCAACGUCAACGAGAUAUACAGACCGGAAGUGCUCACUUACGAGUUUAGCAACCAUAGCAUGCAAUUUUUCGACGUGAACAAGUACGAGUACGUUAACAAUUACGCGCAGACUUAUCCCAGGAGGCCUCUCUACUCCAGCUCGCUCUAUCCGCUAAUGAUCAAUAUGGUGAACGAACCCUACCCGGAGUUGGUGGAAUACAAGCUUAACGGCUACAAAUGCAUCAUCCACGAUCCCACCGAACUGCCGCCGUUCCACUUCGACUACACGCUGCUGCCGUUCGAGCACGUGAUCGAAAUGAUUGUGGAGCCGAGCGGAGAAAAAACCCCGGUGAAUUUGGCGAAAAUGCGGCCCAACAAGCGUCAUUGCCAGUUCGCGAACGAAAGACAGCUCAAGUAUUUUCAGUUUUAUUCGGCGAAGGCUUGCCAGAGCGAGUGCCAGAAAAACUUGACGCUCCAAAUGUGCAAAUGCUCGCCGUUCUACAUGCCGGCGUUGGCCGACGAGCCGAUUUGCGGGCCCAGAGAACUUUCUUGCGUGAAUAGCGUGAAAACCAUCAUGUUUGACAUUUACGAGUCGUCGCGGAGAAAUUUGACGUGCAACUGCCAAUCGCGUUGCAACCACGUCGAGUACGCCGCGGAUACGAUAGAAUACAAAUGGAACGUAAGGAAUGACAAGCAUUUUCAAAGUUAUUACCACACAAAAGUUGCAGUAAGUGUGACUUCAAAAUCUUUUACGCGCGUGCACGUUUUCUUCCGCAGCAACUUGUUCAUCUACUACAAACGCAACGAUCUCUACGAUCUGACCACCUUUUUGUCCAACUACGGAGGACUGUUCGGUUUGUUCUUCGGUAUUUCCAUCCUGUCGCUCGUGGAGUUGUUUUACUUUUUCUGCAUUCGCUUUUUUUGCAACUUUCAAUUGCACGGAAGAAAUUGGUUAUUCCCGAAAAAAGAAGUCGGCGUAAUGAAUAAGAUGAAUAUCGCACAAUUAUUGUCGCAAUAUUUUAAGAUUGAAGAGGAGAAAAAACAAUCAUCAUAGUUUUUAAAAAUGUUGUAAUAGUUUAAGUAGGUAUUUUUGUUUUAUUAUUGUAUACAAUAACAAAGUUUUUUC
Brassicogethes aeneus is the source of this 1693-nucleotide messenger RNA. Lineage: Eukaryota; Metazoa; Arthropoda; Insecta; Coleoptera; Nitidulidae. The record is from the annotation of a GenBank genome assembly.